AUCAUGUUAAAAGCAUUCAGAUAUCGAUAGUUGGUAACUUUCCCGAGACACAAUAUCGAUAUAGGGCGGUCGAUAUUCAAAAUGGACUAUGGAGAUCAUAAUAUACUCAGUGGUAGAGAUGUAGUAUGUCAAAUUAUGUGAUAAGCGUGUGCAGUGCAAUGAUAAUUCAUAUAUUUUUCAUUGAAAGAGACGUUUACGUUUACUCAUUUUGUUAAGAUAUAUUGAAAGUAAGAGGAUGCAUUGAAUAAUAGUAUAUUUUAUCAUGUGGAUAUGUGCUCUUGGAAAACAAGACUUCAGUAUCAGAAACGAUGGAUCAUGACAUAUGGAAUCAGCAUGAAGUAUCUCAUCAUUUUUUGUGUCUUUCAUCUCGGAACCCCAAGCUGAAAUUACAGCCUUUGAAGAAAGUGCAAGGAAACUCCACACCUGUAUCGAAAUUAUGUAUAACAAUGGCAAAUUCCACAUUAGCUACCCCAGUGAAGGGUGCUCAGCAGACUAAAGAACCACUGCUUGUGGAAACUCCUGUGAAACCAUUACAAAAUCCCACUGCAAUAACUCCAUCUAUAUCACACAUUGGCAGUCCAGUUACAACACCACUUUUUACUCCUGAAUGUACAUCUCUUAACGAUACUAGAGCAAAAAUCUCUCUCUCUCCUCUUGAAACUCCAAAAAUAACUAAAAUUCAUUCUCCUGUUGGGACACCUCUGUGUGUUGCACUAGAAAAACCAUUUAAAACAAAAAAUGUUAGUUCUACUCCAAGGAGAAGUUCUCGAAAAUCAAUUAAAGCAGUAAAAUCCCAUGUCUCAGAAAUUAGUUCAAAGACAGAGAAUGAGUUAAACUAUUUGGAAGAUAGUUCAACAGAGUUAAAGCUUUCUGAUAAAAAUUGUAAAUUGCAUGAAGUUGUGAUUGAUCCUGUAAAUAAGAUUUGUAAUGAAGACAAAAUUAUUGAUAAUAUGAAAUUUAGUGAAAGUCUGUUUGCAAGAUCUGCAGGUAGUGCUAUUGUGCCUAAUCCUCUUGACUGGUUACCUGAUUCUCUCCACCACGCUGUGGUGCACCGUGAUGGUAUCACAAGUGAACCGAGACUUGCCAGAAAAAGUGACAUUGUGGGUGGAGCAACUCGUAGGUUGUCCUUUUCUAACAAGAAGUCCAAGAAGCAGAAAAUAGUAAUUCCAGAGUAUGAUCCAGAUGAUGACAUAUUUGCUCAAGGAUUAAUGCCAGUUCAAUUUAAUAACAUUGAUUCUCUCAAGAAUCAAAUUGGUCAGUUAUUAAAUUGCGCUGAUAUUCCAUCACCCCAAUUAAGAAAGAGUUAUAGUUGUGGCAUGUUAAAUAAUGUACAUGAAACUCAAGCAGUUACUCCAGUAUCUUCCAAGAGGAAGCAAUUGAAGCGAACCCCUUCAUCUGCUCCCAAAGCAGCAAUUAAACGAACUCUGUCUGCUCCUGAAUUACAAAAACCGGUCAGCCCAAUUAAAUCAGUAUUACCACCUCCUCCGCCACCAUUGCCACCAUCUUCAACUAAUACAAAUGCCUCAAAGGCACCGUCCUCAAGUUCAAAAGUAUCAUCUGAAGGUAAAAUACGUGCACUUCUUCGAGCUCGAGACAUAAUUAAAAACAUACGACAGCGUGCUAAAAACUUUCCCAUCAUGACGUCUGAAGUAGAAAAGCAGCCUUUGGAUACAGAAUCUGAUAAAAAGAAAAGUGAAGAAAUCACAUCUCCUUUAGCUUUUGAAAAUCGGGAAUCUUCCAGCCCAAGUGGUUCGUUGAAGGAAGCAACUGAUACUUACGAACUUUUACCUCCAACUCAACCUUUUGAAUCUUUCAUUUUAGGUGAUGUGACUGCAUAUGUUGAAGUAAUAUCAAAGAAUGAAGACAUUUCUGCCGGUGUGAGAAAGGAACUCAUGAAAUUAGGUGCAACUGUCGUUCCUGCAUUCAACAGAGAUGUGCCGGUUACACAUGUUGUGUUCAAUGAUGGCAAUAUUUCUACAUAUAAGAAGGCUAAGAAACGUAACAUCCCACUUGUUUCUGUGUUGUGGAUUGAAGCAUGCCGUAAAGCUGGUGUAAAAGUUCAUGAAAGCCUUUUUCCACCUCAUCAAAUUGAACGGUAUGAAUCACCUGCGAUACAGAAGGAGUUGAAAAAAAGAAAGAUUAUGCGGUUUUAUUCAGAUGAGACACAAAGACCAUCUCCUCGGCAGAGAAAGGGAGUGGUACAGAAAGAAACACCAAUUCAGCCAUCAGCAGAAACGUGUAUCGAAAAUAGUGCUGUGCGGAAGAGUGCUUGUGCACCUAAGUGGGUGGAAGAAAUUGCUGGAGGUAAUGGUAGGGUGAGAAUGUUAGUUAAGAUGACUGGUAUAAGCAAAAAGGAAUUCAAGGAGUUGGUAAAUAGGCCACCCACACCCGAUUCAGAUAUUGAUCUGGAUCAAAACAGCCCUCUCCCAGUCCGAUUGUUGCGCAAGUUGGCUAAAAACUUACCUGUUCGUAACAACUUAGACUCUGAUGAAACAUCUACAAAUAUUGAAAUGAGUGAUAUCAAAGCUAGUUCCAGUAAAAGAGCUUCAUGCGAGAAUUCUUUUACCAAGAAAUUGACUGAAAUUGGGGAAAUGGAAGAUCGUAUGGAAAUCAGUAAUAAGCAGAAAGAAGAAGUUGCUAGAAAUCCCUCAGUGUCAGCAGUGAACAUGAUAUCUCAGACAGAAAAAACUAACGUGCUGGAUGUUACCCUGAGAAGAAAGGUGUCAAAACGGAAAUUAUUGAGCCCUGUGCAGGAGUCUUUAAUUGUAGACAAUGUUGGUGAUGUUAAUGAUAAUGCUAACACUGUGGUUGAAAAUCCACAUAGUUGUACUCCCAAAAAGUUGAAUGGUGAAAAGAUAGAGAAGAAAAUAAAAACAGACAAUGCUGAAAUUGAGUGGUUGGAUAGACCUGAAAUCAAUAAAAUUGAUGAAGAUGAGGCAGUUGGGUCUAGGGAGAAAGAAUGUGUCACAAAUGCAGUUGAUCCUGUUCGGAGGUCACGAAGAAGUUCUUCUUAUUUUGUUAAAACAAAAAGGUGCUCUCCAUCUCCUAUUCUUCAGAGGCCUGCAAUAGUUUGCACUCAGUUGCACACUCCAGAUAUCGACUUAGUUGCUUCUGUUGUUGAAAAACUGGGUAUGUUUGUGGUUGAGAAAAAUGUGACUUCAUAUACAACACACGUUGUAGCUGGUGCUUCAAAGCGAACAAUGAAACUCUUGAAAGGAAUGGUUCGAGGAUGCUGGAUUGUUUCCCAUGAAUGGGUAUUAAGAUCUUUGGAAGCAGGAAAAUGGCUUGAUGAAGAAGAAUUUGAAUUGACAACGUUUUCAUCUUCUGUUCAGAAAUAUCGUUUGGAAAAAUUAUCUUUUGGAGGUAUAUUUAAACCUGAUAUAUUCAGCAGUUGUGGUCCAAUUUUUGUCAGUUCACAGGCUACUGUUCCCAGAGGGGAUCUUGUAGAGCUCAUUUUGUUGUGUGGAGGUGAAACUGUAUCCAGAAUAAACAAAGCUAAGAUAGCAGUUGGAAAAAAAUAUAAUGAUAUAAUAUGUGUAACAGCAUUGUGGAUAUUGGAUUCUGUGCAGUAUUAUUGUUGUAAACCUUUUGAUAAUUAUCACUGUACAUGAAAUUUGCAUUUGUGAUAGUUGUAAAUAUUAUAUAUCAAUUUAGUUAUUUUAUAAAAUAGCAGAUUAAUUUAACAGAUGUAUGUAUGUAGAGAAACUUAAAAUAUGUGAUUCAUUAAAUGAAUUUAGAACUCUCAUCAAAUUAUGUUUUGAAAACAUCUAAAUUAAUAAUUGAAUGGAUUUUAUGUAUGUUUAUUACAAAUGUUAAAUUCUGCAUCUCCUUUAAUGAAGUUCACUGGUAUUGUUUUUGAAAGUACCUAAAUUGGUCAAUGUGAGAUAUAUUUUUUGUUCUACAAGAAAUUACCAACAUACAUUUAUUGAGGUUUUGUUAAGAAUUGCUGACAUUAUGUUUUGAGUGUUAAUUCUAUUUUGAAUUGCUACUUUCUGUUGCUUAAUUUACAUGACAGCUGAAUCAAGUGUUCAGUGGACCCAAGGCACUGAAAAGAAUCUUUUCUUUGGUUUCUGAGGAAAUAUGAAAUCAAAUAAGAACUUGAUGUUUGGCACUCGAACUUUAUUAUAUUAUAAUAUAUUUUAUUAGCUUAAAUGUACUUGUUAUGUAUGUUGGGAUCACAAAGUUUGUAUUUGUUUCCCAGAUAUUUUCAAGAUGAUUGUUAUAUUGUAAAAGUCAUAUAGCAUUGAUAAGAAUAUAUCUUUGCAUCCAUGAACAAAAAAUGCAGAGCCUUUGAUUUCUUGUAUGAGUUUAUUGUAUAUCAAUUUAAUUAUUUUACUGAAUAAGCAGAUUAAUGAAAUUAUUCUGCUUAUUUUGUAAAAUAAAUAAAUUGAUGUACAAUUCACACAGGAUGUUUUGUAUAGCUCAUAUCACCUCAUGCAUAUUUGGCAGGAAUACCUACUUAGCCUCCACCCAGCCUAGGAGGAAAAGUAGAUAGAUAUUUACUGUUCUUGUUAUUUACAUCUACCUUGAUUAGUUAUGAAGAAGAAUCAGACAUCUUGCCAUAACUACUUAUUUGGGUUAUUUGGAUAUACAUUUCUUUUGUGUGAUGAUUUUGUUCACAAAAGAAGUAUGGAAUUCUGCCUCAAAUAAAGGCAGCAUAUUUAUUUUUAACACUUUUUAUUAUUUUUACAAUUUUCUUUGGUACAUCACUGAACUGCACAAAGGAAAAAAUUCCUCAAUACAGCCAGCUUAUUUUUAAAAGUAAAACUCCUAUUUCCCUUAAUUUUUAAUUUAUUUUUAUUGAUGCUACAUUUCACUGAACAUCAGAUAAUUAUCCCAAUGCAUUUAGUACACUUCUUUCCAACUCUGUAGUUCAAAGAAGU
Molecule: messenger RNA, 4883 nt
Organism: Gryllus bimaculatus (two-spotted cricket)
Lineage: Eukaryota; Metazoa; Arthropoda; Insecta; Orthoptera; Gryllidae
Source: the annotation of a GenBank genome assembly